Messenger RNA from Sinocyclocheilus grahami, 1502 nucleotides. RefSeq names its product two pore calcium channel protein 2-like. Gene Ontology annotation, biological process: transmembrane transport; endocytosis involved in viral entry into host cell; monoatomic ion transport. The coding region runs from base 267 to 1502 and encodes 411 amino acids. NCBI's taxonomy places the organism in Eukaryota, Metazoa, Chordata, Actinopteri, Cypriniformes, Cyprinidae. The transcript is spliced from 13 exons. Gene Ontology annotation, molecular function: voltage-gated channel activity; intracellularly phosphatidylinositol-3,5-bisphosphate-gated monatomic cation channel activity; ligand-gated sodium channel activity. The record is from RefSeq and is a predicted model, not a curated record. Gene Ontology annotation, cellular component: lysosomal membrane.
GCAGAAAGUUUCAUUGGAGUGAGCGCGUGAGCUGAGGAGUUGACGGCUCCUAAAAACACCUCGAGCUCUGCUGCUCGCGCUGUAAUGUUACACUGACUGGGAAUAAAAACAAGUGCGUCUCCACUAUGGUUACUAGCGAGACUGUCACUUUAUUUACAGACAUGGGCAGAAGACUCGUUUAGGUUUGUCCUUCGUCACUACCGAUAUCUUUAACGCCCUGUUUGGGAUUUAUUUAGCAUAUUUGGAGACUUGUAGCGAUUGUCUCGAUGGAAGAAGAAGAGCCGCUACUGACUGGCAGCAUUAACCGGGACUCAGGUGAUUAUGGAUCUCAUGAUAAAGGUGAACAUUAUCAAAAUGAAGAAUCACCAGGAUCAAGACGACUCUAUUCAGUGACUGACGAUUCUUACCCUGUGUGCGAGGAUGCAGACCUCUAUAUCCAGCAGGCAGUUGUAUUUAUUGAAGAUGCAAUUCAGUAUCGAUCCAUCAAUCACAGGGUUGAUUCUGGGUCCUUACGGUUAUAUAGAUGGUAUUAUUCCAAAAUUUGCCAGUGGGGUCUGGGGUUCACUAUUGCUGUUGUACUGGGACUGGCUUUCAUUGAGACACCCUCCUCUCUGACCUACACCUCGGACAUUCGUUUCAAACCCAAGCCUUGGGAGCCACCCUGUGGACUGACGGAGGGGAUUGAGAUAGUCUGCCUUUGUAUCUUCAUCCUAGAUGUCACUGUGAAGGUAGAAAUCCAGAAAUAUUCAGUUGACUAUUGGGUUAGCAUUAAACAGAGUUAUCUGAUAGGAUGGGAGGAGUUUCGUAUGAACAAGUGGCUGAUUGGUUAUAUAGUAGUGAUUGCAGCAUCAGUUAUUGAUUGGAUGUUGAGUAUUAGCAUGAUGUGCAGUGAGAGUUUAAGAGUCAGGAGACUAAUUCGCCCAUUUUUCCUCUUGCAAAACUCUUCCCUUAUGAAGAAAACUCUAAAAUGUAUCAAAAGGACUCUUCCUGAAAUAGCAAGUGUUAUUCUGCUUCUGGCGUUACACAUCUGCUUAUUCACCAUGAUAGGAAUGCUGAUCUUUGCCAAAUCAGAUGACCCUAAGAAGAAUGGAGAAUGGGAAACCUACUUCAAAAACCUGCCAAAGGCCCUGUCUUCUCUGCUAGUGCUGCUAACGACAGCCAAUAACCCUGACGUCAUGAUUCCAGCAUACUCUCUGAACCGUGGCUAUUCUAUAUAUUUUAUUCUCUUUAGUGUGUUUGGGACGUAUUUGUUAAUGAAUCUAAUGACGGCUAUUAUUUAUAACCAGUUCAGGGGAUAUUUACUGAUGUCAGUUCAGACGUCUAUAAUCAGGAGGCGUCUGGGUAUUCGGGCUGCUUUCGAGGUGCUGUGCUGUCCAGGCCGAGGGCACACCAGCACUCAGUCUGAAGGCCAUGUGGAGCGAGUGGCGGUGAACAUGUUUCUGCAGGUCAUGGAUAGAGUCCACAUGAAGUCUUACUGCAGGCAGGCUAUCAUUAAGUUCUAG